AUGUCUUACGUGAAAUCAAGAAAGAAGGCACGUAUGCCUCAUGACCAUGAGUCUGACAGUGAAGAAGGAGGAGGCGAUGCCGUCAGUGACACCAAUUCAGCAAUGACCUCUGACGAAGACUAUGACGACGGCUCGUCAGACGACGACACUAGCAGCCAGAGCGACGAGAGUGGUGACGAAAGUGCCAGCUCAGACGAAGAAGAAGAGAGUGACAAUGGCGAAGACUCAAAGGACAAGAAGGAUACUGCUGUUGUUGGAGAAGAAAAGCAAAAUGCGUCAACGUCAACGGCAUCAGACAUAAAAGAAGAAGAAGAAACAACGCCUCGUCCACCAAAGAUGGAUAAUCUCAACGAGCGUGAAAAGCAAAUCAUUGAACGACGAGAAUAUCGAAGACGUUUGGCUGAAGAUCCCAGUUUUGUACCCUACGUUGGCGGAUUUUGGAGUCAUGACGAUCGAUACAGGAAUGAUGCAUUAAAGCCCACUACCGAUGAUAAGGAUCAACAACCUUCAUCAACACCUCGAUUCGUCUCUCCGCAACAACCAGCAGAAGCACCAUCACAACAACAACAACAACAACAAAGACGACGUUAUCAACAUCGCAAUGUUCAUCGAAAGGUCCCUGAGGAAGUAUUGAAUCAACGAUGGGGUCAUGAUGGAUACGAAGAAUUGAUGCGGAUGGAGGAACUUGAAGAACGUGAAGGACGUAAAUUCAGCACAUUGGAUGAAUAUUAUCGAUCAAAGCGUCAUGGUGGCAAUAAGCAGCAAUAUCAAUCUCGUAAUCGACGUAUGAAAGCGGACAUUCCUGAUGGUGCUGGAGCAAGUAGUCAAUGGCAGCAGGCUGAAACCAUUGUACAGAGCUUUGAUCAACAAUGGCCAACAUUGGAAACCACUGAUAAGGAAGAUACGACUGCUAAUAAGGGAUGGGGAUCGACUACGAAUGAGGACAAAGAGAAUGAACAAUGGGGCUCUACUCCAACAACAACAAAGGAAGAUGAGGGAUGGGGCUCUACAACAACAGCAGCAAAGGAGGAUGAAGGAUGGGGCUCUACAACAACCACAACAACAAAGAAAGAUGAAGGGUGGAGCAACAUUGAGCAACCCCAGACGACUGGAUGGGAUCCAAACAAUGCCGCAGCUGAAUGGAAACAACGCUUUGACACCAAACCACGUAACGACAAAGGUCAACAAUCCAAAUCAAAGCAACCCAUGUCACGUGGCACCAAUGAUACCAAAAAACGCCCACCAGCAUCCAAAAAACCAGUUGCCAGCAAUGAGAAAGAAGAAGAAGGAGAAGAAGUUGAAUGGAAGGCCUUGGCAUCAUGGGAUACUAAGAAAGUUAGCAAUGAUGUUAACUGGAAAAGCGAUGCUAUUGCACAAGACGAGAAUAUUAAGGCUAACGAUGACGACAGCUGGAAUGCAUCUGUACCAUGGGAAGAAGAAGAAAAUGGAGCAAAAUCGACAACGGACAAUGGUUGGGGUGAUGUCAACAAUCAAAGUGCUGAUGAUGGUGAUGAUGGAUGGAAAAAAGCUGCUGAUUGGGGUCAAAGCACGGGUGGAUGGUCUUCGAAAUCCUCUGGUACUGCUAAUGGAUGGGGUGGUGAUUCUUCUUCUUCUUCCAACAAGGCCGAUGGAUGGGGAUCAAGUGCAUCUGGUUCAUGGCGUAAAACAGACAACAAGGACCGGCAGCAACAAUCACCUCGAGAUCAACAACGUCGUGGUCGAGGUUACUUAUCACAAAAGAAGCCAUUGGAAUCGACUACCACCACCACCAAAUCAAAGCCCAUGUCAAAGCACGCCAAGCCGUUUUCACCUUCACAGCCCAUCCAUACGACACCCACGCUACCACCAGCAGCAGCAUCAGAACCAACAUCUGCUCCUGAAAACGCAUCCUCAUCAGUAUACGCAUUUGCAACAGAGCCAUGGCAAUCCUCUGGAUCCCCACGUGAUGAUGCACGUGGUCAUGAGCGUUUUAUUGAGGAUCAAGAAGACCAAGAAUCGGAUGUUGAGAUUAUAUUGGAAGCCGAUACAUCUGCCAGUGCCAGCCGUAGUGAAGUGGAUACUGCAACACCACCACGACAACGUGAUCUAGAAGGCAAUUGGCGAAGACGUGAUCAACAAGAGCCCAUGGUUGGUGGUGAUGAAGGUGAUAAGGAUGAUAUGAUGGCAACGCAAGCAGCUCAACAAGCAGCAGCAGCUCAAGCAGCGGCAGCAGCGGCAGCAAUGCAACAAGGAAUACCCUAUUUUUAUCCACCUGCUAUGGGAGGUUACAUGCCUAUGCCACCGUAUCCAAUUCCAAUGCCCAUGACAUCUGCUUCUGCUGGCGUACCACCCUCAGCUAUGAUGCCAAUGGUCACUAGCGCAGCUCCUACCUCUGUUGAUGCAGCUCCUUCUCCCGCUCCUAAUGCAACAUCCACCACUACACCACCCAAUGGAUCUACAAGCACAGAAUCACCGGACAAUGGAUCCUAUAUGCCUUCUAGUUUUGAAGCCAAUGGAAUGGUUUAUUAUAGUGUCAAUCCAUCUGCCAUGUAUCCUUACUAUUACUAUCCAGCACCUAUGGCCAUGCCCAUGAUGGCAGCACCACCUCCACCUCCACCUCCACAAGCUGGCGCUGAUUCUCCGCGUCAACAAGGCACCAAUAACUCUGUUGACGAUGGUUGGGGUCCUGAACCAGAUCAUAGUGCUCAAGACAGUGGAUGGGAACAUGACAAGAAUUCACAACAAGCUUCUUCUUUCAAUCCUCCUUUUCAUUACUAUCCUUCUUAUUCAUAA
Messenger RNA from Lichtheimia ornata, 2772 nucleotides. RefSeq lists its product as uncharacterized. Lineage: Eukaryota; Fungi; Mucoromycota; Mucoromycetes; Mucorales; Lichtheimiaceae. The transcript has 2 exons. The coding region runs from base 1 to 2772 and encodes 923 amino acids. The record is from RefSeq and is a predicted model, not a curated record.